This is a messenger RNA of Cynara cardunculus var. scolymus (artichoke), 1827 nucleotides long. Its product is annotated as inositol-3-phosphate synthase. Lineage: Eukaryota; Viridiplantae; Streptophyta; Magnoliopsida; Asterales; Asteraceae. Gene Ontology annotation, biological process: phospholipid biosynthetic process; inositol biosynthetic process. Gene Ontology annotation, cellular component: cytoplasm. The transcript has 9 exons. Gene Ontology annotation, molecular function: inositol-3-phosphate synthase activity. The record is from RefSeq and is a predicted model, not a curated record. Bases 89 to 1621 code for a protein of 510 amino acids.
ACCACCUCAUUACUCUCAUUCUCUCCCCUAAACACUCGCACUCAAAUUUUGCUUCAGAUUCAUUUGGGUCGAGAAAUCCAGACGAAAUAUGUUUAUCGAGAGCUUUAAGGUCGAAAGCCCCAACGUUAAGUACACUCCGGAUGAGAUACACUCUCUGUACAAUUACGAUACCACAGAGCUUGUUCACGAGGAGAAGGACGGAGCUUUUCAAUGGGUUGUUAAGCCCAAAACCGUCAAAUACGAGUUCAAAACUCAGACUCGUGUUCCUAAAUUAGGGGUGAUGCUUGUCGGAUGGGGAGGCAACAAUGGCUCAACCCUAACUGCUGGUGUUAUCGCAAAUCGAGAGGGAAUAUCUUGGGCAACCAAAGACAAAGUGCAACAAGCCAACUACUUUGGUUCCUUGACUCAAGCAUCCACUAUCCGAGUUGGGUCGUUCAAUGGAGAGGAGAUCUAUGCCCCUUUCAAGAGCCUCCUCCCAAUGGUGAACCCUGACGAUAUCGUAUUUGGGGGAUGGGACAUAAGCAGCAUGAACUUGGCAGAUUCCAUGGCAAGGGCCAGGGUUUUGGACAUUGAUCUCCAAAAGCAGUUAAGGCCUUACAUGGAAUCCAUGGUCCCACUCCCUGGUAUCUUUGACCCUGACUUCAUUGCUGCCAACCAAGGUUCACGUGCAGACAACGUGAUCAAGGGAACCAAGAACGAACAGAUCCAAAAAAUCAUUAAGGACAUCAGGGAGUUUAAGGAGGCAAACAAGGUGGACAAGGUGGUGGUACUGUGGACAGCCAAUACAGAAAGAUACAGCAAUGUAGUAGUUGGGCUGAAUGAUACGAUGGAGAACCUUUUUGCAUCAAUAGACAAGAAUGAAGCUGAGAUUUCUCCAUCAACCUUGUAUGCUAUCGCUUGUAUUCUCGAAAAUGUGCCAUUCAUCAAUGGCAGCCCACAAAACACUUUUGUACCAGGGGUGAUUGAUUUGGCCAUCCAGAGGAACACCUUGAUUGGCGGAGAUGACUUUAAGAGUGGUCAAACCAAGAUGAAAUCUGUUCUUGUUGAUUUCCUUGUGGGAGCUGGUAUUAAGCCAACAUCGAUUGUGAGCUACAAUCACUUGGGAAACAAUGAUGGAAUGAACCUGUCAGCUCCACAAACAUUCCGAUCCAAGGAGAUCUCCAAGAGCAACGUGGUUGACGACAUGGUUUCAAGCAAUGCCAUCUUAUAUGAGCCUGGAGAACAUCCUGACCAUGUGGUGGUUAUCAAGUAUGUGCCGUAUGUGGGAGAUAGCAAGAGAGCAAUGGAUGAGUACACGUCUGAGAUAUUCAUGGGUGGUACAAACACAAUCGUGCUGCAUAAUACAUGUGAGGACUCGCUGUUGGCUGCACCAAUCAUCUUGGACUUGGUCCUAUUGGCUGAGCUGAGUACUCGCAUCCAACUGAAAGCGGAAAGUGAGGGCAAGUUCCAUUCAUUUCACCCGGUAGCAACCAUCCUGAGUUACCUGACAAAGGCCCCUCUUGUACCACCAGGGACACCAGUGGUGAAUGCACUAGCAAAACAGAGGGCAAUGUUGGAGAAUAUACUGAGGGCAUGUGUUGGAUUGGCACCAGAAAACAACAUGAUCUUGGAAUACAAGUGAAGUGAAGUGAAGUGAAGUGAAGUGAAGGGUCAUAUGAAUGAAUGCUUUGUAUUUCUGAAGAUGUGAUGAUAAUGUUUUUGUGGUGUUGUUUGCAACCUCCUUCCUUCAAUCUUUAUAAUCACAAGUGUAAUGUUUGUUUAUGUGCUUUCUUACCUUUAACAAGGAAGUAAACUACCCUUUUAUUUCAAUAACUGAAAAGUUAGUUG